This is a messenger RNA of Stylonychia lemnae, 600 nucleotides long. The record is from the annotation of a GenBank genome assembly. Lineage: Eukaryota; Ciliophora; Spirotrichea; Sporadotrichida; Oxytrichidae.
AUGAUAACACAUAAAGAGAUAGUUGAGAAACGAAGGCAAGAGCUAAAGAAAAAAGCUGCUGAAUUCAAGAAUCAAACUCAACUUAGCCUCGAGAGAGUUAAAAACAACUAAAAUGUGUCAGAUAAUAAGAAAGCAAAGUUCCUACACAGAUAGUAACUAGCUGAGUUGACUCAGAAAAUUUACUAGGAUAAGAAAGAAGUCAGAAACCGCAUAAUGAGAGAAAAGAGCAUGGCUAACUAGUAGAAAUCCAUAUUUGGGUAGUAGCAUAAUAGCGAGUUAGAUCAAAACUAUAAUCAAAAAAUAUAAGGUGAAGUGCAAGAGAAGAUCAAUAACGAUUUGAUUUUGAAAGAACUUGAAAUGGAGGAGCAGUAACUGAUAGCAAAUUUGUAAUUCACAAUUAGAAAGGAAUAAGAAUGGAUUGAAAGAAUUAAGGAUAUUGAGUAGCAGUCGAUGAAGCAAUCGAAGAUGUUUACGAGCACUAUGACUACAACUAAAAAGACCACUUCUACUGAUAAGCCAAUUAAAAAGAGAAUGGACUCUGAGUUAGAAACAAAUCCCAACAGCCCAGGAAACGAGGAUGACUAUUUAAUGACUCCUUGA